AGGUUUUAUUUUGGGCUAUUUAAAGUAAUAUUAAUGACUUUUUAACCGACUGUCGCUAGUUUUUCCGGAAUUAGGUUGAAGUCCGAAUCCGUAGAUUCACUUUCUAUUUACAAAAUCCAAGAUGUCAGCCCCCAUAAGUCACAUUAUUUUCGAUGUUGAUGGUCUUUUACUAGAUACAGAAAGACUUUAUACACAGAUAACACAAGACAUUGUAUCUAAAUAUGGCAAGAAUUUUACCUGGGCAAUCAAAAGUAGGCAGAUGGGGAAGAAAGAAACUGAGGCAUCAAAGAUAAUAAUUGAUGAAUUAGAAUUACCUUUAACAGUUGAAGAAUAUCUAGCUCUGGCACACAAGGAGCAGGAAGUAUUAUUUCCAAAAGUUGAUUUCAUGCCUGGUGCAGAAAAAUUGGUGAGACAUUUUCACAAACACAACAUUCCCAUUGCCAUAGCAACAGGAUCCAGUCAACAUUUGAUGGAUCUUAAGACCAGAAAUCACAAAGAUUUCUUUAGUUUGUUCUUACAUUCUGUAGUAAGCACAGAUGAUCCAGAGGUUAAGCAUGGUAAACCAGCUCCAGAUAUAUUCAUUAUAUGUGCUAAAAGAUUCAAAGAAAAUCCUAUCCCUGAAAAGGUGUUGGUAUUUGAAGAUGCACCCAAUGGUGUAGAUGCAGCUCAUGCAGCAGGAAUGAGGUGUGUAUGGGUACCACACGACGAACAAGACAGAAAUACACAUAAAGAUAAAUGUUCCUUAGUGUUAGACUCCCUAGAACAUUUUGUGCCAGAACAUUAUGGCCUACCACCUUUUGAUUUUUUAUGAUUGUAGGACUUUUAUAGGGUAAUUUUGUGCAAUUUAUAUAGGAGAAUGUAAUUUAAUUUGAUUUAAUUUAUUUUUAAUUAGGCUGUUUAAAUCUAUGUGAGCCAUUGUCAUUACUUAGCAUUUACAUAGACGAUAACUGUUUAGUGUCUUUAAAUAUUAGCUGUAUUUGUACGCAACUAAGAAACAGGUGUAAUGGCAGCUUCAGCAAGAUAUUACUCCAGUUUUAGACCAGACGAAAUGACUUUUUCAUAAAUAUUGGCACAAAUAAUUUUAAUAUGUUAUCAAAAAUUGAAAAAAUUGUAAGAAAGAAGGGUACAUGAACUCGUAUUUAAGUUAAACUAGUCUCAAUGAUAAAAAUCAGUUGUAAAAUACCAGUACAUAUUUCCUGGAUAUGUCACAGUUUGAUGUUGUGAAAAAAAUAUACCUUAUGUUAGCAAUAUCAUGACCUCCACUGUAACUGUAUCAUGUACCCUUGACACCCAUUCUAUACAGCCAAGUUUUGAACAGCCUUUUGCAAUAUAGUUUUUUUAAAACCAUUAUAUCCAUGUAGCAAUAUCUUGAAAUUUGUUGUUUGAAAUGCAAAAUGUGAAAUAAACUGUGAUAAGUAUUUUAUAAUAAAGGAAUAGUAAUUAAA
Molecule: messenger RNA, 1445 nt
Organism: Mytilus trossulus (common blue mussel)
Lineage: Eukaryota; Metazoa; Mollusca; Bivalvia; Mytilida; Mytilidae
Product: pseudouridine-5'-phosphatase-like
Exons: 5
Coding region: 122-811 (229 amino acids)
Molecular function (GO): phosphatase activity
Source: RefSeq, a predicted model, not a curated record